Molecule: messenger RNA, 1023 nt
Organism: Labeo rohita (rohu)
Lineage: Eukaryota; Metazoa; Chordata; Actinopteri; Cypriniformes; Cyprinidae
Product: olfactory receptor Olfr180-like
Exons: 1
Coding region: 1-1023 (340 amino acids)
Biological process (GO): G protein-coupled receptor signaling pathway
Cellular component (GO): membrane
Molecular function (GO): G protein-coupled receptor activity; olfactory receptor activity
Source: RefSeq, a predicted model, not a curated record
AUGAUCUCCAUGCUGUCAAACUCCUCUGCAAAUAUGACUUUUGUUCGUCCUGCAACAUUUUUUAUUAAUGGAUUUUUUAAUAUCCCACAUGCAAAAUACUACUAUGUGUUCUUGUCUAUAGUGUAUGUUGUAACUGUUUUAGGGAAUUCAUUUAUCAUGUGUAUCAUUUAUGUGGCCCGCAGGCUUCACACAGCUAAAUACAUUGGUGUUUUCCAUCUGGCCCUUUGUGAUCUGUGUGGAAGCUCAGCUUUGAUUCCAAAAGUCAUUGACACAUUUUUAUUCGAGCACCAGGACAUUGCAUAUGAAGCAUGUUUAGCAUAUAUGUUUUUUGUAUUUCAUUUCAUGAAUCUGCAGUCUUUGACACUACUUGUCUUGGCUUAUGACAGACUAGUUGCUAUUUGUUUUCCUCUACAGUAUCAUGUCAUUGUAACAAAACCAGCCAUGCUUCUGAUCAUAGGGCUGAUGUGGAGUUUUUCUAUGAUAUUUUUUUCUGUGUUUGUAGGUUUGGUAAAUAGUCUCUCCUUUUGUGGAUCUAAUGUGCUUGAUAGUUAUUUUUGUGAUUAUCGCCCUGUCUAUAGACUAGCCUGUAAUGAUAAUUCUAUGACUAUUUUGAUGGGGAAAAUAGGCAAUAGUCUUCUUAUUUUCAUGCCACUGAUAUUGAUCUUCUUUUCAUAUUUCUGCAUUGCUCUGGCUCUGCUUAAGAUUGCUCAUGGUGCUGACCGGCUCAAAGCCAUAAAAACCUGCACCUCACAUCUCAUGUUGGUGGUAGUUUUUUAUAUUCCAAUUUUAAGCAAUAAUAUUGCAUCUCUAACAACACCUUUUGAUCCGGACACCCGGAUAAUUAACAAUUCCCUGACACAGACAAUACCACCUAUGCUGAAUCCCAUCAUAUACACUCUAAAAACAGAGGAGGUCAUGCAAUCCAUAAAAGAACUGUAUAAACGACGCAAAGUGAACACUGCUAGAGAAAGUAAAAUAAAAUGCAGAAGAAAUAAAUUGCAUAAUUGCAAAUUACAGGUUUAA